Oncorhynchus mykiss (rainbow trout) is the source of this 4354-nucleotide messenger RNA. Its product is annotated as ras-like protein family member 10B. Lineage: Eukaryota; Metazoa; Chordata; Actinopteri; Salmoniformes; Salmonidae. Gene Ontology annotation, molecular function: GTP binding; GTPase activity. The record is from RefSeq and is a predicted model, not a curated record.
UAUGCAAACAUUUGGAAAGAAAGGAAAAGGAUAUAUUCUUCAAGAGAUGUGCUGCAAAAGCAAGUAGGAUUCAUAUAGGCCCAAUGUAGGUUAUAUCUCAAUCCAUUAAAAAUAUAUAUUUGUCUGGUGCUACUAAAAUGUUUAUGUUAGAAGCACCAGUGCUACCAAUGGACAUUCAUUUCGAGCCAUGAGAACAUAGAUAAUUGGAAUAAGGGAAGACAAUGAGCAAGGAAACUAUUCAACCGGCAGUGCCAAUGAGAGGUGUGGCUGUCAAUACAAGUAGGUCCACGGGGUAAGAGGUACCGUUGUCAAUGGCUCCACCUUUUGGAAUAUAUGUUAAAUAUGCACAAUAUUGAAAAUAAUUUAAAUCAUCUGGAUAUAGAGCUACAGAAAAUGAUCUGUAUGUGAACUAAUAACCCCAACUGUAAUAUCAUAAAUAUUUGCAAAAGAAUACAAUGGUAGGAAGUUGGAAAAAAUGAAAGGUGUACCUUUUCAUAAGAGCUCUAAAUGAACCCACCACACUUGUUUGUAGAUCUGUAGCUCAUAUGGAUAGUGAGUUAUUGAAAAUAAAACCCAUAACUGGAAAUAAACAUAUCAAAACAGUGCAAUGGAAAAUGGAAAUUCUAAUGGGUGGACUAUGGGUGAGGGAGGUCUGUGACCUAACAUCAAGUGGUUUUACAGGUAUAUGUAUUUUGGAUAAUAAACUAUUGAAAAUUAGAUCUGUACUUGAACAAAUAACCACAGCUGUAAUAGGAUAAAUAUUUGUAGAAAAUCAAAGGGGAGGAAUGUAGAAAAAAAAGGUAUAGCUUUCAAAGAGAGGCAAAGGAACCCAAUGCCCUUGUCUGUAGUUCUGUAGUUCAUAUGGAUAGGAAGGUAUUGAAAUUUAGACCUGUAACAAGAAAUAUGCCUAUAAAAUCAGAGAAGUGGUGAUCUGGAAAUAUUAUAAAUAUAGCAUGGAUGAGGGGGUCAGUGACUUCACAUGGAUAGGAACCUUCAAAUAUAGCACCCUUAGUAAGAGAGGUAACUAAUUCAAUGGGGCCUUCAGCGACUGGAGGCCCUAUGCAGUGUAUGUAAUCUUCAUAUAGGUCUAACCCUCCUGAAUGGGAACGCAACCCCCCCUUUUUUUUUUGCUUACACACAAUCACCAUUAUUGCACUUUUGUGACGGUCCCUAAACCACGGAGCGCAAGAAAACAGUAUAUUGCCUCCUUUUUGGCUCUGUUAAGGGAAGAUUUCGACUACCGGUAAAAACAAAAGAUGUACCUUGCUCUCUACCAUAACUUGAUUCUAGAUAUAUCACUCUCAUCAUCCUAGGACCUUCUGUCGGAGAGCUAUUGACGAGGAAACUGAAUAAAACAAAUGUACUGCUGUCUUUUGAUGACGGAGGAUUGUUUCGACCUUUCUUUUCCUAAAUAAGGUUUAACUAAUGCCAUACUUAAAAAAAAAUGAAAUAGUGUUUACUUAGAGUUAAAAGAAGUGUGGACUUUGACCCGUGUCAGAACAGCAGCAGCAACAUUCACAGGAAACAAAACAGCUGCGAGGACAAUCUUUGUGGAGUUGUAAAUUGGUUUGUUGUCGCUGUCCAUGGUGCUGAUGUUCCAGGAAUGGUGGAGACGCUAAGUAUCGCCGUUAUUGGAGCUCCCGGAGUCGGGAAAACUUCCAUAAUCCGUCAAUUUAUUUAUAAUGACUUCUCAGAGGUUUACACUCCAACCAGAGACAGGUAUGUGUACAGACCCUCUGUAAUUUUGAACGGUAACAUGUACGACCUGAAGAUUUUGGAUGUCCCGCCAAUUUCGUCGUUCCCCUCCAGCUCGAGCCAGGAGUGGCUGGACCUGCGUUGCAGAGGGGUGCGUAAUGCCAAUGCUUACAUCCUGGUCUAUGACAUCUGCUGUGUGGAGAGCUUUGAGUAUGUCAAGAUGAUCCGCCAGCAGAUCGUGGAGCACAGGGAGGGCAGCAGCAGUGAGGUUCCCAUCCUGGUAGUGGGAAGUAAGAGGGACCUGCAGCGCCAGCGCUUCACCCCUCGCAGGGCUGUCUCUGUACUCGUCAAGAAGACCUGGAAGUGUGGCUAUGUGGAGUGCUCUGCCAAGUUCAACUGGCACGUGGUCCUGCUCUUCAAAGAGCUGCUGGGCAUCGCUGUGGCGCGCGGCAUGAAACAUAACCACACCCCUGGGAUCCGCCUACAAGGGGCACUGCAGAGGAACCGCUGCGCCGUCAUGUGACCCAGUGGAUUCCCCCCGUUGUAGGUUGAAGUUGCCCCUAGGCACUAAUUUGGGGUCAGUUUCACUUUCCCCCCAGUAAUGGCUAAGGCUAGGGUUGAGAAAGGGGAACAAGAUCCUAGAUCUAUACCUAGGGGAAACUUCACCCCGGAACAGUUCCUCCCCACCUGCAGUGUGUGCAAACCCACAGUUUCAUCAGCUGUCCAGUUGGCUGGUUUCAGAUGAUCCUGCACCUAUGCCAGAGCCAUAAGAGCCUCCCAGUCACACCUAAGGGUGAAUAAUAGGUAUUUGGAGAAGAUGACUUCAAUGUAAACGGCUGGAAAACACACUGAGGCCUCCUGCUUUACAGAGCUGAUUUUCUUAUGAGGUUUAUGUGACUCCUGCGCUGUAGCUACUAGGACUGACCUUUGGCCCAGUAUAAGAAGUACAUCUUUAUCACCUAUCGGAACACUCCAGUUCUGUCUCAAUGUUCCGAUUGAGAGAAAGGAAGAAGAGGAAGAGGAUGAAGAAGAGGGUUUUUUAAUGGAUUUAGAGAAAUGGAGCAGCUAUAUCACUUCCAUAGCUCUGGUCAAAGUUAGACACACAAUUAUCACCACACCACCAGGUGUGGUACCGAGCUCCCCAGAUCACAAGGCAACAGCUCCUCAUACUGAUGGUUAUCUGCUGGUUUGAGAGCUUGGGGACUGUGUGCAUCUAGUGGAAAUAGGUACCAUUACUAACAUGACUGGAUAUUUCCUCUCCAUAUUAGCUUAUACAUGUGAAGGAAUGCAACUUCUUUAAAAGUCUUCCUUUUUCAAACCGUGUGUGGUAAUGUCAUGUGAGGUAGACAAAUGCCCUGGCUGUCGUACUUGAAAUUGCAUUAUUCUAAUGGCGAUAGAUGUAGAGUAGGAAAGCCUAGGUUAGAAGGGUAGUGUGGUAGCUGGUAAACAUAGGUGAGUCAACAAGAUAGAUGGCCUACUCUUGGUUUACCACAUGCACAUCCUACAUGCAGAAUAUUACAAAAUGCUCUGAGGCCAGGUUGAGUGGUACUGUAGCAGGACAACAUAGUCCUCCAGAACACACCCACUAAGCAGUUAACCAUUUGAUGUCUUGAAUUCAAGAAUUAAACAAACUAACAUUCAAACAUUCCCUGUUCGAUACCAUUCCACUUAUUGUCACUAAUUGUGAUUGUUAUGAAAUUGUAGUACUGUCACUCCCUCUUCUCAUUUAAAGUAUAUUGUUUAGAGGAGGAUGUGAGGUUCUCUUGCAGCAAAAAACACUGCAGUCGUUAAUCCCCUCCCUCCCUCCCUCCCUCCCUCCCUCCCUCCCUCCCUCCCUCCCUCCCUCCCUCCCUCCCUCCCUCCCUCUCCUCGUCCUCUAUCUGUGUGUUUCUGAUGAAUACAUUAUCUCCAUGGUGCUCUGGGGCCUGCAAGGCGCUCUGGUGCAACCUGAAGAGGCAGUGGUAUAGACAUGAAAUGUGAGGCGGGGAUAGUGGGCAGGGGGUGUGGUUUUGGCGAAUACGUGGGAUGAUUUUGAAAUGCUUGUCAUGUUAUGCACAGGUUGAUGGGCAGGCAAUGGAAGAAGAAAAGAGAGAGGUAGUGACUGUUGUGGGGAGCAAUAAGCUGCAGAGCACCUUGACCAGCCGGACAAGCUGUCUCCAACCACAGACAUCCUGCGCUAUACUAGAACACCUCACAUAGAAUGUAUAAAACCUCCCUCCUCUUGGAUAUACUCAGACCACACACAAGGUAGGAGACACCCAUAGCAUACUAUGUAUUGGCAUCCUACCACUCAAACACGCAUAAUACUUUCUGCAAAUUUCAAAGCAAUGUCUGAAUUGUGCAAUAUAUUUUUAAUGUUUGAGAAUGUGGUAAAAAUGUGUCCUAUGAUUACAGACACCCUGUGACAAUGUUUGCACUGAAAAUGAGUACCUGUACUGUGUAUACGUACAUGCAUCAUUGAUUUGCAUGCUUUUGCUGCCAAGCUAGAAGGUCAGGGUUUAAUUGCACUGGUGUGAUUAUGUGUAGCUGUAAUUAUUUACCUGUGUGUACACUAUAUAUACAAAGUAUGUGGACAUCCCUUCAAAUUAGUGGAUUUGGCUAUUUCAGCCACACCCAUUGCUGACAGGUGUAUAAAAUCGAGCACACAGCCAUGCAAUCU